AGCAAAUCUGUGCUGAGAGCUGCGCAGCCGCCCUGCGCAUCCGUCGGCUGAGGUGGACACCGCAGCCAUUUCUCUGCCCCUCAUGAAAAACAUACAGGGGGUGGCGUGUGUCCAUCACGCACAUGAAGUAACCUGACGUGUGGGGAUGAUGACUGUAGCAGUGAGUACCGGGACUGAACUCGGCAUCACCGAUUGAGAUCCGCGAUCUCCAAACUUUCCCCCAAUUCAACGCCUGCGCAGCCAAAUCAGGCUCUCUCUCUCUCUGUCUUUCCUCCAUUUGGCUUAUGUUUUUGUUUCUGUGUCAGCCAUGGAGGAAGAUCGACAAGGAGGCAGCUGCGACGUCGCAGCAAUGCACGUGAAAACUGAAGCGGUCGAUGAAAAUACAUCUGCGCUGGUUUUGGGCAGUCAGGAGUCGCCUGCGCCCUGCGGUGAUACCGCAUGCAGAGGAGGAGGAGGAGGAGGAGGAGGAGUGGAUCAGACUGCAGAGGUACUGGGUGACACAGAGCUGCAAGCAGCCACCACAGCUACUCCUGUACUGCUGUAUCCUGUGAGCACAGACCGGUUCUUCACCACAUCAGGGGAUGGAAAAACCUACCUGAAGAUAGCUCCAGCUUCAGUGAUGCCACCUGCUCCUUCAGAGAAGACGCUCCCCUCUGGUUCUGAUUUCUCUUCCAAAGCUGUUCUGUGUCUGAUAGAGGCUGUCGGGCGCCGCUGGGGCCUGUAUGAGACUCGAGAACGGUCGCAGCUCUUCCAGAGUGUCCAGGAGGAGAUGGCCUCAAAGGGGCAUGUGCUUCCUGUUGAAAAGAUCCGCCGCAAGUGGAACAACCUCAUUGUUACGUACAAGAGGGUGAAAGACCGCAGCCGAGAGACGGGACAUGCUAAAACGACCUGGGAGUUCUUUGAUUUGAUGGAUGCCACACUUUGUGACACUGUUGGAACUCAGAUCACCAACAAUAAAAGAACCAAAGGUGGCAGCUCCAUCUCUGCGCUGCCUGGUCCCUUGGCAAAGAUCGCUGCAAAACCACAGGUCCCACAGCCCACCACCAUCACGCACCCCAAUGGUGACUUUGCCAUGACUGCUGGUGUGGAAUCAAUGGGUCAGGUUGCUACCAGCGGUCAGAUCAUCAGUAGCACUGCUGCCAUAACCUCAAUGACUACAGCAACCGUUAGCCCAACAAAUGCUCCAGAGAUCAAGCCCCUGAUUGUCCUGAACAGUGACAUUGUUACAACCAGUAUUCAUCCAGCCACCAUUGUGCCAUCUCCAUCUUUUAUCUCCUCACCUUGUUUUACAGAAACAGCAUCAACUUCCCCUUCUCUUGGGCCAACCUGUAACACAGACCUUAACACAUCCCGCUUCGUAAGCCGUAAAGCUCCGUCCUUCUCAUCGGGUGUCGUACCCUUUCGCCUUAGUAACACCCAGAAUCUCCUUGGCCUCUCCUCCUCUUUACCCCCGACGUCCUCCUGUCUUGCAUCUUCUAUUUCCACUUCAUUAUCAGCAACAACCACAACAGAAACAGAUGGACAAAACCAGACAGGAAAUGAGGAGCAGAGCAGCACUACGUUGUUCCAGGAGAUUCUGAAGAGACAGGAGGAGCAGGCCUACCUGGAUCGAGUGGCUCGCCGCCGGGUCGAAGCCAGAGAAAAGAGGCGUGAGAGGAGGGAGGUGCGGAUGGCAGAGUCCCUCGGCAGGAUAGCCACAGCCCUGGAGCUACUCUCCUCCAAACAGGACACAGUCAUUGCCCUCCUGCAGAGACUGGCUGAUCGGAACAGAGGAUUCUUACAUGUAACCUGUGGAAACAAGAAGGGCAUCCUGGAUGUAGGAAAGCUGGACAGAGGCAAGGAGUGUAUUAAGUGUGAAGGUCGCUGGUUUGCUCCACCUGCCUUUGAGGACUUUGGAGGGAAAGGGCACAAGUCAGAAAUAAGCCUACAAUCUGCUGAAGAUACUGUGGAAGAUGAUGUUGACGAUGAAGACUGGCAUCCAAGCAGUGAAGAACUGGCACCAGUGACAGAGGAGGAGGAAAGGGUAGGGACUGAAAAAGGAGGAGAGGUUGUAGAAGAGGAAGAUAAACUGGAAAAGGGAGAAAUGGAAGAUGAGGAUAUUCCUGCUGAUGCUGAUAGCGACAGUGACAACCAUGUAUUUGAAGUUAACCUCCCACUGGCAGAAAUAUACCUUCUUCUUUUUCCAUUGUCAGAGAUCAAGCCCCUGAUUGUCCUGAACAGUGACAUUGUUAGAACCAGUAUUCAUCCAGCCACCAUUGUGCCAUCUCCAUCUUUUAUCUCCUCACCUUGUUUUACAGAAACAGCCUUAACUUCCCCUUCUCUUGGGCCAACUUGUAACACAGACCUUAACACAUACCGUUUCGUAAGCCGUAAAGCUCCGUCCUUCUCAUCGGGUGUCGUACCCUUUCACCUUAGUAACACCCAGAAUCUCCUUGGCCUCUCCUCCUCUUUACCCCCGACGUCCUCCUGUCUCGCAUCUUCUAUUUCCACUUCAUUAUCAGCAACAACCACAACAGGAACAGAUGGACAAAACCAGACAGGAAAUGAGGAGCAGAGCAGCACUACGUUGUUCCAGGAGAUUCUGAAGAGACAGGAGGAGCAGGCCUACCUGGAUCGAGUGGCUCGCCGCCGGGUCGAAGCCAGAGAAAAGAGGCGUGAGAGGAGGGAGGUGCGGAUGGCAGAGUCCCUCGGCAGGAUAGCCACAGCCCUGGAGCUACUCUCCUCCAAACAGGACACAGUCAUUGCCCUCCUGCAGAGACUGGCUGAUCGGAAGUGAUGAAGGCCAGAAAGCAGGGGCUCUUAAACCUCUUUCCCUGUCCUGAGAUCAUGAUUAUGAACAUUCCUGACAUGUGGUGACCAGCCUGAGUAUUAUGUCUUGUUCAGUUUUACAAGCAACAGUUCUACUGAAAAGGGAUUUUUCUCUCUUCAA
Molecule: messenger RNA, 2929 nt
Organism: Thunnus maccoyii (southern bluefin tuna)
Lineage: Eukaryota; Metazoa; Chordata; Actinopteri; Scombriformes; Scombridae
Exons: 9
Coding region: 308-2776 (822 amino acids)
Biological process (GO): positive regulation of transcription by RNA polymerase II
Molecular function (GO): RNA polymerase II cis-regulatory region sequence-specific DNA binding; DNA-binding transcription activator activity, RNA polymerase II-specific
Source: RefSeq, a predicted model, not a curated record